Messenger RNA from Helianthus annuus (common sunflower), 1840 nucleotides. Its product is annotated as probable glucuronoxylan glucuronosyltransferase F8H. The record is from RefSeq and is a predicted model, not a curated record. The transcript is spliced from 3 exons. Gene Ontology annotation, molecular function: glycosyltransferase activity. Lineage: Eukaryota; Viridiplantae; Streptophyta; Magnoliopsida; Asterales; Asteraceae. Bases 283 to 1602 code for a protein of 439 amino acids.
UUUUCUUCCAAUUCCAACUUUGCCCCUCCAAACCAACCUCUUCCCUCCCUCCAUCUGUCCACAUAAUACAACUCAUCAUUUGCAUAUUGAAGGAUAUUUCAGUCACUUAUCCUUCAUCAAUAACACAUUAACACCAUCUUCAAACUCGAUCCAACUCAACACUCUUUCCUGUCCAACUGAAGAUGAUCAAAAGCUAAAGUUUUUGGUUUCUUGAUUUCCACUUCAUCAACAAAAUAUUAAACCGAAAUCAAACCCAUUUCAGUGACUGAUUCAACUUCAAAAAUGGAGAUUUUCAGAUCAUCAAGAAACAAGAAAGAAAUAUAUUUAAAGAUGAAGCUUUCAAGAACCAAAACUGGAAAAACAGAGCACCCAUUUUGCAUCAAACACUUCAAAUGGAUCCUCUGGUUUUCACUCUCAUUCUACUUCUUUUCUACACCACUCCGAAACAACCAAAACCAUCAUCCGAAACCGAACACAUUCGAUACCGAAACCUCCAAAUUUCAACAUCCUAAAUCAUUAAACAAUCUAAAAGUAUACAUAUACGAAUUACCAUCAAAAUACAACACUGAUUGGUUAUCAAACAACAGGUGUAGCAACCAUUUGUUUGCGUCAGAGGUUGCAAUACACAAAGCGUUGACCAAAAGCAGAGUACGUACGUUUGACCCAUCGGUUGCAGACUUCUUCUUCGUUCCCGUUUACGUGAGUUGUAAAUUCAAUACCGUUAACGGGUUUCCGGCAAUCGGACAUGCACGUGGGCUUUUGUCAUCUGCUGUUGACUUUAUUUCAUCGGAGUUUCCGUUCUGGAACAGGGGAAAUGGUUCUGAUCAUGUGUUUGUUGCUUCACAUGAUUACGGAGCUUGUUUUCAUGCCAUGGAAGAUAGAGCUGUGGCUGAGGGUAUACCGGAGUUUAUGAAGAAUUCUAUUGUGUUACAGACUUUUGGUGUUAAAUAUCGUCACCCGUGUCAAGAUGUUGAGCAUGUGGUUAUACCGCCUUAUGUGUCACCGGAGAAAAUUCGGGCGAUACUGUCAGUAUCUCUGGUGACUGGUCGUCGGGAUAUUCUUGUGUUUUUCCGGGGGAAGAUGGAAGUUCACCCCAAGAACGUCAGCGGUCAGUACUACAGCAAGCGUGUGAGAACAAGAAUUCUUCGGAAGUACGGGCACGACCGGCGUUUUUACUUGAAGCGAAACCGGUUUGCAGGAUACCUAUCGGAAAUCGUACGGUCGGUGUUUUGCCUAUGCCCACUCGGGUGGGCUCCGUGGAGUCCUAGACUCGUGGAAUCCGUUGCAUUGGGUUGCGUGCCGGUGAUCAUCGCUAACGAAAUCAUGUUACCGUUCGAAAACACCGUUCCAUGGUCGGAGAUAUCUCUCACGGUGGCGGAGAAAGACGUAGGAAAACUGGGCCGGAUACUUGAUGACGUGGCAGCUACAAACCUCUCAUCCAUCCAGCGGAAUUUGUGGGACCCGAAGGUCAAGCAGGCUUUGAUGUUUCAUGAUGACGUGGAGUAUGGUGAUGCAACGUGGCAGAUUCUCAUUGAGCUAUCUGAGAAAGUUGAUGUUUCUGAUCAUAGAUUUACACGUGGAAAUAGUUUAUCAACUAGUUGAUUUAAAUUUUGAAAAUUUUUAUACAUUUUUUGUAAAGGGGGUGGUGUGUAAAUUUUGUGAAAAGAAAGGGGCAGAUGAUGAUAAGUGAUAUGAGGAGGGUGGUUAGUUGAAAAUAUGAUAGUUUGGCACGUGAAAUCUGUCAAAGGGGGAUGUAUUUAUUGGUAGAACCCGUCACGGGUGGGUUCUUGAAAUUUUGGUAACUUUAUUACUCGACUCCAAAUUAGAUUUUAUUCCCAAA